Molecule: messenger RNA, 2688 nt
Organism: Dermacentor andersoni
Lineage: Eukaryota; Metazoa; Arthropoda; Arachnida; Ixodida; Ixodidae
Source: RefSeq, a predicted model, not a curated record
AUGGAUCCACAAGGUCUAGGAGACCCGCCUACCAGACGACGUCCGCCGGACGCUGACGGCCGUGGCCAACCAGGAGGAGAGGCUCCAGCCGCUAGCUCAGCACCGGUGUCUCGCGCAAAGUCGUCCCCAGUGCAGCUACAGAAGAAAUCCGCUGGCAAAGACCAGAAGGCAGCGUCACCGAGACCAGCUUCAUCCACGCCCGCCGACUCCACACCGCUCCGUACCACCGCUUCUCCAAACGCUUCGUCAGUGUCUCCGGUACAUCAACUGAAACGACAGCGUGAGCGGGCAAGCCAAGUCGUCGAGAAGGCCAGCCCAUCGGAACACAAAUCGCCGGAGUGCUUCGCCUUGGAUCCUAGUUUUUGCUGGGUCCGGCUAGAAGACUCGAAGGACUCGUCGUGCGUCGAUGCUCUGAUGGUCUCUGGAAGCGGCGACGAGGCCACGUCGAAGACGCGACUACUGGACGACUCGUUCAGUGCAAGCGCGAAACCAGCCGAGCCGCCCGGAAAGCGACCGCGGGCAGAACCGGCGCUGAAGGGAUCGUCUGCCUUGCCAUCGACGACCAGAGAAGGCAAGCCGGGAGAACCACGAGCCACGUCCAGCAGUGACGGCGGCGACCAGCUCGGCGCGUCGUGUACGCUGAAGUCGGACGACGAGCGCCCCAAGACGUAUCUGCUCCACAACGUCUCAUCCAGAGUAGGCACGCUUCUCGGCAAGAUCUUCGGAAGGUCGCCGUCUGGGCGGGUAGCGCAGCCGGAAGCAGUCGGCCCCGAAGUCGGCGCCAGGACAGGAGGGGCGUCCCGGAAGCGAAAGCCGCACAGCUACGCAUCGAGGCAGACGGGAGAUACCGAAGUCGUCACUAAAGUUCGACCACGAACUAAAGAAAGCCUACUUCAACCAGUCGCGCACAGUUACACCAAAACUAUGAGCACUCAGGACGUUGCCGCGGAAUCCGUCGGUGCGUGCGUGGAGCGGCUAAGCAAGUCUCAAGAAGGUGUUACAGAAGGCGUGGCUGCGCACGAAGAGAAAAGGGACCGCGAAGCUAUGCUCGAGAUACCCGCGACUGAAUCCUCGUUGACCGGUGUGCCGUUUCCAGACGGUGACGGAGACGUUCAAGUGAAACGCCGUCGACGCACUCGACUGCCCACAGGCCGCGUUCGCGGCAGCGCAGCUGCGAGUACGCACCGUUACACGGUCGCAGUAAUGACCGCCGCUGGCGAGAGUCCCAAGAGGGGCGGACACGGCGAGAAGAAAUCCAAGGCAAAAAAGCACCGAAAGGACCGUCAGCCCGACGACGGCGACGCAAAGGCGCGCAAGUCCAGGUCCUCCAGCAGCGGCAGGGGCAAGAAACACGGUCGUAAGCAAGGUCGACGGCGAGACAAGGAAUCCAGUGCACGUUCGUCCAGGGAAAGGAGAAAACGUAAGCGCGACGACAAAACGGAGGAUGCUACCGAUAUUCUCGAGAUGCCGACGCAAACUGGGAAGGGCUCGACGUACGACGUCAGCGACAAACUGGCAUCGCGUGAGUUCAGCUUCGAGAUCGCCAUGCAGCCGUUCACGCGCGGUGCGCUGCCUCGCCCCGAGCUGACGCGACCCAGCAAGCAGCGGUUGGGCUCGAUGCGUGAGUCGCCAGUGAGUCCAAUGUCUCCUCAAAGUGUGGAACCCGGCUCUCCCGUGUCGCCUGAGAGGAAGGCGUCUUCCCCCCACGAGGACGACCUAAGACCUCUCAUCAAGCACGAGGCGAGAGAGGACCACAAGGCUCGUUCCAGAAGGGGCCAUGGCAAGAAGCCCUCCGCGAAAGACGACUUGUCGCCGCCGGUAGAGACCUCCGCUCCUCCGAGUCCGGCGGAUAAGACGAAGAAGCCGCGCAAGACCAGGUCGGACCGGAAGUCGAGGUCGGAGCGGAGGCACCGGUCAAAGUCGAAACACGGCUCGAAGCGCGCGCAUAGCGGGAAAGGCAAGCGAUCUCGCGGCGGAGAACCGCACGAGAAGGAGGAAUCGUCGCCGCCGAAAGAGGCCACCGCUUCAAGUCCAGCGCCGGAGCCAAAUUCGCGCGAGGAGACGUCACACCGGAAGUCAAGGUCGAAGCGGAGUCACAAAUCCAAGUCCAAGUCGAAGCACGGCUCGAAGCAUGGACGCCGUCGGAAAGGAACAUCUCACAGCAGCCGGGAAUCGGGUGAGAGAAGCUCCAGGGAACAUAGAAAAAGACACGGGACUCACGGGCGCAAGAAGAAAUACUCGCCAAAGGGUGCGCCGGGGCGCAGUGGUACCGGACCUUAUGUGUUCGAGUGGGGCACCGCCGACAUCCCAGGCGUUGCGGGCGUGGAGCUGAAGUGGAGCACGACGCAUAUCCACCUGGACUCGGGCGGUCUGCCUUCGCCGGGCGGAGACUACGAAGCGGAUAAACACGCGGCCGACUGGCUACCGUUUACUCCCGCGCGUAAGCCAUCGCAAGCCACCGGGACAGACAAGAAGCGCUCGGAGGUUGUCUCGUCGACUACACCCAGCCCAACUGUAACGUCCUCUGACCUUUCGAGCCCCGGCAAGCACGGGGACCGCCGAGAAGGGAGUCGCCGAUCACCGAGGCGCAAACGCGAGCAAAGACGGCCACCGCAGGAGGGGAAAAAGCAGGGAUCGAAGGAGCCGCCGGAAGCAUCGGCCACACCACGGGAAACGCGAAGGUCGUAA